This is a messenger RNA of Sinocyclocheilus grahami, 882 nucleotides long. RefSeq names its product single-stranded DNA-binding protein 3-like. Gene Ontology annotation, molecular function: single-stranded DNA binding; protein binding. The transcript is spliced from 9 exons. The record is from RefSeq and is a predicted model, not a curated record. Bases 229 to 882 code for a protein of 217 amino acids. Gene Ontology annotation, biological process: positive regulation of transcription by RNA polymerase II. Gene Ontology annotation, cellular component: nucleus. Lineage: Eukaryota; Metazoa; Chordata; Actinopteri; Cypriniformes; Cyprinidae.
GAACAGCGCGAGAAAGGGAAAAAAAAUCACCAGCGACCUGUUUCAAGUCCCCCCAAUAGAAACUGUGCCUGAUUUGUGGCCAAUGUUGGAGAUGUGAAAAAAAAAGGGGAGAGAAGAGGAGGGGGGAGGGAAAACACUAAAGGGGGUAGCUAUGGAGAUAGACCGUUUUCCUGGCUGCUUUCUUUGACAGGUGUUGAGUGGGGUAAAAGUCUUAAAACAGAAUCCAGCAUGUACGCCAAAGGUAAAGGAGCUGUCGUCCCUUCUGAUAAUCAAGCGAGAGAAAAGUUAGCUUUAUAUGUGUAUGAGUACUUGCUGCAUGUCGGCGCACAGAAAUCAGCACAGACCUUCCUGUCAGAGAUCCGAUGGGAAAAGAAUAUCACAUUAGGAGAGCCUCCUGGAUUCCUGCACUCAUGGUGGUGUGUAUUCUGGGAUCUGUACUGUGCAGCUCCAGAUCGACGGGAGACAUGUGAACAUUCCAGCGAGGCCAAGGCUUUCCACGACUAUAGUGCGGCAGCAGCUCCCAGUCCUGUGAUGGGCAACAUGCCGCCCAAUGACGGUAUGCCAGGUGGACCCAUGCCUCCCGGCUUCUUUCAAGGCCCACCUGGGUCACAACCAUCACCACACUCACAGCCCCCUCCACACAACCCCAACAACCCCAUGAUGGGGCCGCACGGCCAGCCUUUCAUGUCUCCACGGUACCCAGGUGGACCCCGCCCAUCACUCCGCAUGCCAAAUCAGCCUCCCGUUGGAGUCCCAGGGCCACAGCCGCUCCUGCCAAACAGUUUGGACCCUACCAGACCGCAAGGACAUCCAAACAUGGGCGGCCCGAUGAGGAUGAACCCACCCAGAGGAAUGGGAGGCAUGGGCCCACAGGUUGGCUGA